Molecule: messenger RNA, 2688 nt
Organism: Penicillium waksmanii
Lineage: Eukaryota; Fungi; Ascomycota; Eurotiomycetes; Eurotiales; Aspergillaceae
Product: phosphatidylinositol 3-kinase VPS34
Exons: 2
Coding region: 1-2688 (895 amino acids)
Biological process (GO): autophagy of peroxisome; autophagosome assembly; phosphatidylinositol-mediated signaling
Cellular component (GO): phosphatidylinositol 3-kinase complex, class III, type I; endosome; membrane
Molecular function (GO): 1-phosphatidylinositol-3-kinase activity
Source: RefSeq, a predicted model, not a curated record
AUGGAGGCUUUCACCUUUGCGCUAUCCACACAGGUGAAUCUGCCUGUGUGGGUCAAGAUUGGCACACUUGAAGGCAAACAGAAGCAGAUACCAUUCUCGCGCCUUAUCCAGGACCCAGCGCUGCGAUAUCUCGGAUCCACUCAGAACCCCGUCUCUGAUCUGUUUGUGACGGUUCAAUUAUGGUCCGACUCAAAGCCCCUCGGGGUGCCCAUGCAGACUGCCUACAAGGCCUUCAAAGCGAGUCGAACAUGGAAUGAAUGGCUGCGCAUGCCCAUGCCGAUCAAGGACGUGCCCCGAAACUCACAGUUGGCAAUUACCGCCUGGGAUAUAUCUCCACUAGCAGGCGAUAAGAGUCACUAUGUUCCAUAUGGAGGAACAACGAUACCGCUGUUUGACAGUGAAGGCAAGCUGAAAAUGGGACGGCAGAAGUGCAAGUUCUACCGCCAUAAAGCUGCGGAUGGCUUCUCGUCGACAACCACGCCAUCAACUCCUCCGCCCAAGCGACGGAGACAAGGUGCCAGAGACCCUCUGGGUCCUUCGCCAGAGGAAGAGGAACUGGAGCGGAUUGAAGUCCUGAUCAAGAAGCACGAGAUGGGUGAAAUCGCUCGAAUUGAUUGGAUGGACCAGAUGGUCUUCCGCCAAUUGGAGAAGCUCAAAUUACAAGCUGAAGAAGCGGCUAAGAAAAGAGCUAUUCUCAUGGCAGCUGCUAAGCCAAAGGCUACUAGCGGGGCUGAUGAUGAUAGCUCCGAUGACGAAGAUAUCGACGAUGAGAACUUUACCCUCUACGUGGAACUCCCACGAUACGACCACCCGAUCGUUUGGGCUGAUCAUCACUACCCUGCGCCGCCCAUCUCCGGCUACAAUCAGAAUGUUCCGACCCACCCCAACUCUGCACUUAAGCCCGUUCCAGAGGUCCGGUUUGGGCCCGGAAUCGAGGGUGCUGAUGGUGCGGGCGUGAUCAAGAUAUAUGAUCCGGAAGUCGGAAUGACUGGAAACCCGUGUGAAGACAAACACCGACGGUUGAUCCGUAGUCAUCGAACGGGGAUCAUGGAUCGGGACCUCAAGCCAAACCCCAAGAACCGCGACGAGUUGAACAUCAUUGUGUCAUACGAACCGACACAGGAUUUGACUGCCGAGGAGAAAGAUUUGAUAUGGAGGUUCAGAUACUAUUUGACUCGUGAAAAGCGGGCUUUGACCAAAUUCGUUAAAUCUGUCAACUGGCGAGACGACGGAGAAUCUCGACAAGCCGUGGAGAUCCUGCCCAAGUGGACUGACAUCGAUGUUGACGAUGCCUUGGAGCUUCUAGGUCCCACUUUUGACAAUCCUGCGGUACGAUCAUAUGCCGUGGCAAGACUACGCAAGGCAGAUGACGACGAACUUCUUCUUUAUCUCCUACAACUGGUUCAAGCAUUGAAGUAUGAAGAGAAUGCAGAAAACAAUGCCGAUGAGGCAGCCCAUGACUCCUCACUAGCCAACUUCCUGAUCGCCCGGGCGGCCAACAAUUUCAAGCUCGGAAACUACCUACACUGGUACCUGAUGGUCGAAUGCGACGACGCAGGCCCAGGUUCACAGCGUGAACUAUUUGCCCGGGUCGAGUUCUAUUUCAUGACGGAGCUAGAGAAGAUCCACGCUGAACACCGAAAGAUUCUACUGCGACAGGGCGAGUUAGUCGCUGUGCUCUCGAAGAUCGCCAAAGAUAUUCGAUUCUCCCGAGAGAACAGGGUUGUGAAAAUCGAAAAGCUGAAGAAGUCGAUUCGAGAUCCGAAGAAUGACUUGAUUCAUAUCGAUCCCCCACUGCCGUUGCCAUUGGAUCCUGAUGUUUUGCUCACCGGAUGCUAUCCUGACGAAUCCAAUGUCUUCAAAUCCACAUUGUCACCUCUCCAAAUCACAUUCAAGACGACCGAUGGCCGGCGAUACCCCUUGCUCUUUAAGAUCGGUGACGAUCUCCGCCAGGAUCAGCUGGUCAUUCAGAUCAUCAUGCUCAUGGAUCGUCUUCUGCAAAAAGAAAAUCUGGAUCUGAAAUUGACUCCAUACCGUAUUCUAGCCACAAGCUCAACGGCAGGCGCAGUCCAGUUUAUUCCUUCGACCUCCCUCUCUGCUGCAUCCGCCAAGUACAAAUCCAUUCUCGCAUACCUGAAAGAGCACAACCCGGACGAGAAUGAACCCCUAGGUGUUCGCAAGGAGGCCAUGGAUACCUAUAUCAAAUCUUGUGCCGGGUACUGCGUAAUCACAUACCUUCUCGGUGUCGGUGACCGCCACCUGGAGAAUCUGCUUCUGGCACCUGAUGGUCACUUCUUCCACGCAGACUUCGGCUUCAUCCUGGGCCGAGACCCUAAGCCCUUCGCACCGAUGAUGAAACUCUGCAAAGAGAUGGUCGAGGGUAUGGGAGGCACCACCUCCCCUCACUACAUGCAAUUCAAGCAGUACUGCUUCACAGCAUAUACCACGCUUCGCAAGUCCGCCAACCUGAUCCUCAACCUUUUCAGUUUGAUGGUGGAUGCCAAUAUCCCCGAUAUCCGCGUUGAACCCGACAAAGCUGUGCUGAAAGUCAAGGAACGCUUCCAUCUGGAGAUGACGGAAGAGGAAGCCAUUCGCCAUUUUGAGCAGCUUAUCAGUGACAGUGUCAACGCUAUAUUUGGCGUUGUGAUUGAUCGGCUUCAUGACUUUGUGCAGGGAUGGAGGGCAUAG